Messenger RNA from Paramecium tetraurelia, 681 nucleotides. RefSeq lists its product as uncharacterized. Lineage: Eukaryota; Ciliophora; Oligohymenophorea; Peniculida; Parameciidae. The transcript is spliced from 5 exons. Gene Ontology annotation, cellular component: endosome. The record is from RefSeq and is a predicted model, not a curated record. Gene Ontology annotation, molecular function: GTPase activity; GTP binding.
AUGGACAUGCCAGAAAAAAUUAAAUCAUAUAAGGUUACUUUUGAUGGAAAUACAGCAGUUGGAAAAACACAUUUAUUCAAUAGGUUUUGGUUGUAUUUUAUAAAAUUAAAGACUUUAAACCAACCAAGUAUUGGUAUUGAGUAUGAUUAAAAAAAAUACUAAGUAUCAAAUAAUUAGACAGUAAAUCUACUUUAUUGGGAUACAACUGGGUAGGAAAGAUAUAGGUAGGUUGUAUUAGAUCAUCAAUAAAAAGCAAAAGGGGUUUAUUUAGUUUAUGAUAUCACAAAAAGUCAACUUUUGAUGAAUUAGAAAAUUGGCAGACAAUGUUGUUUUUAUCAUGUUAAUUGGUAAUAAAUUGACAAGGUGGCUGACAAUAAUAAAUCAAGAGAAGUUUCAUUAGAAAAAGCAUAAAAAUUUGCUGAAAUGCAUAAAUUAAUAUUCAUGGAAGUUAGUGUAUACUCAGAUGAGGAUAUUGAAAAAUGUUAAACAAGGAUGGUUGAAGGUAAUACUUGCAUUAUAAUCUAGAAAUUUAUUAUACCAUAUUAACAGAUUCAAAAUUAUUUUCUAAUUUAAUUUUUUAAUAUGUUCACAUAGAAUCAAAUUCUAUUAAAUUGUAAAUUAACUAAAUACAUCUAAAUAUUGAAUUUUGAUUCAAGGUUGUAGUAUAAAUAAAUAUAGUGA